AUGAAUUUCUCAUCUGUCAACGACUCCUUAACGGAAACUGGGAAACGAGAGCAAGACUUCAGAGCUGCUCUGGUGAAAAACCUGAUCGUGUCAGGUCUCUGCAUCUCCAUCAACUACAUCAACAGCAUUCUGGUCCACACCUUCAGAAAACACCAGAUCCUCCUCUCAAACCCUCGCUACAUUCUCUUCAUCCAUCUAGUGAUCAACGACAUGAUCCAGCUGAUCCUGUCAUCUGUCCUCUUCAUCAUGAUACAAGUGGUGCAGACCUCGGUCUCUGUCUGCCUCAUUUUCUUGAUGCUCGCCAUAACCACCACCUAUAACACUCCGCUGAACUUGGCAGUCAUGGCUGUGGAGUGCUACAUCGCCGUCUGCAUGCCUCUCCGUCAUGCGCAGAUCUGCACGGUCAGGAAAACCUACGUCCUCAUCGGCCUCAUGUGGGCGGUGAGCGGACUGUCCGUCCUGCCGGACCUGCUGAUCCUUGUGGAAACAAAACCGUUGCAGUACUUUUACUCCACAGUUCUGUGUUUCAGAGACAUUGUGUUCAGCAGCCAGCUCAGCGCAGAGAAGAGAAACAUCUCAAACGCUGUUUCCCUGGUCCUGGUCUGGUUUACUCUUUUCUUCACGUAUUUCAGAAUCCUGUUUGCUGCCAAAGGAGCAGCAGCGGACAACAAAAAGGCCAGAAACACCAUCCUCCUCCACGGCUUCCAGCUGCUCCUGUCCAUGCUGAACUAUGUCAGACCGCUGUUUGAGCAGGGUCUGCUCCUCCUGUGGCCAAAUGACUACCCUCACAUCGCCUUCGCUUCCUUUACCAUGGUCCAGAUCUUGCCGAGGUUCGUUAGUCCCAUCAUCUACGGCCUCAGAGACAAGACCUUCAGGAAGUGCGCGAGAGGCUACCUGCUCUGUGAAUGCAGCUCAGCCCGUGCUUCACAAGACGCUGCCACCUCAACCACUAAACCCACCCUGAAACUGAAGAUCUUCCUGCAUUUCCUCCACAGAUGUGCAGCAUCCCAGAAUACACAGCAGAAAGCUGCAUGAGAGCGGCUG
Molecule: messenger RNA, 1044 nt
Organism: Oryzias melastigma (Indian medaka)
Lineage: Eukaryota; Metazoa; Chordata; Actinopteri; Beloniformes; Adrianichthyidae
Product: odorant receptor 131-2-like
Exons: 2
Coding region: 1-1035 (344 amino acids)
Biological process (GO): G protein-coupled receptor signaling pathway
Cellular component (GO): membrane
Molecular function (GO): G protein-coupled receptor activity
Source: RefSeq, a predicted model, not a curated record